CAAGAUACAACCCUAAGCUGUGGGCAGCAUCCAUGACUGAGUACGGUAUCAUUCUAACGUCGUAGGCCUUACGACGGAAGGUCUCUUUUGCACGCGACACUACAAGGCUCUAUUCCAUGUCACAUAUUGUAUUGUUCUGCCCAAGCAAGCUAUCACGGACUCCCAGUUCUCUAAGCGGUCAUGCUAACUCCUGCUAUACCCACAAUAACUUUAGCCCUCCUACUUGGCAUAGUUGUCUACCGUCUUGUAUUCUAUCCUAUACUUCUCUCUCCCCUUGCUAAAAUCCCAUCAGCUCACUGGACAGCACCCUUCUCCCGGUUAUGGAUCCUUUAUUACCGUAGCCGUCAGCAGGAAACGCCAACUGUCCACAAUGCUCACGCCCGCCUUGGUCCAAUCGUACGUCUAGCUCCCAAUGAGAUCUCAGUGAACUGCGUUGAUGGCGGGAUCCGCACCAUCUACGCCGGCGGCUACGAGAAGGGUGACUGGUACAUCAACGUCUUCAACAACUACGGCAUCCCCCCAAUGUUCUCCAUGCCCGAGCACGGUCCGCAUUCGAGACGGAGACGCAUGUUCUCCAAUAUCUACGCCAAGAGCACGCUGCAAAACUCAGCGGCUCUGACGACCAUCACCAAGACUCUCCUCAAAGACCGGCUCGUGCAGCGCAUGCGAGAGAUGAGCAGAUCGGACAAGCCAAUCGAGUUCUACUAUCUCUUCACAGCCAUAACCCUGGACUUCGUCUCCGCUUACGUCUUCGGACUGGCGAAUGCGAGUCGAUGCAUUGAGAAGCCGGAUCUGGACCGCGCGUUCUUCGAAGACUACAAGAUGCGGCAACCUUAUCAGUUCUGGCCGCAAGAGAUGCCGAUACUGACAGCGUUACUGGAGCGCACCGGACUCAAAUGGCUCAUUGUGCCUCACAAAGUGAGCAGCACCAAUAAUGGGAUCGAGGCGUGGAUUCUUCAGCUGUGCGAUCAGGCUGAGAUUGUCAUGCGAGAAGCCGACGGCGGAAAGGAGCCUGCAAAGCCAGAGGAUUGGCCGACAGUCUAUGCUCAGCUGAGGAAUGCGCUAAGUAGGGAUCUGUUGAAGCAGGAUCUCGAGCUCGGGGCGGACGCUUCGGUGCAAACGCAGAGAAUGACUAAAGCAAGCGAGAUGCUGGAUCAUACACUUGCCGGCUUUGAUACUUCGAGUAUUCUACUGACAUUCUUCGCCUGGCGACUAAGUCGGCCAGAGAACGCGACAUGGCAGGAGAAGCUGCGCAAGGAGUUUGCCGGCCUGACGGACGAGUUUGACGCGAAAGCUGUUGAUGCACUUCCUAUGCUACACGCUGCGCUGAUGGAGACGUUGAGGCUGCAUGCUUCCAUCCCUGGCAAUCAGCCACGAAUCACGCCCGCCGCGGCAACGCUUGGUGUAUCAGAUCACGCCGUAUCCGGCAUACCAGCAGGCGUGAGGGUGCAGUCACAGGCAUGGUCUCUGCACCGUAAUCCCCAGGUCUUCCCUGAUCCUGAAGCUUGGAGGCCGGAGCGUUGGCUGGAGUCGAGCGAGACGCAAAUGCGUGAGAUGAACCGCUGGUUCUGGGCCUUUGGCUCAGGCGGCCGUAUGUGUGUUGGCUCCAACCUAGCGAUGUACGACAUGAAAGCGAUCAUCGUGGCGAUCUGGAGCCGCUUCGAAACAGAAGUGGUGUUCGAUGAGGGAAUGACUCACAAGGGCGGCUAUGUCGCCGAACCAGCUGGAAAAGAUGGACGAGUUUUAGAGCUCAGAGUUACCGAACUGUAGAUAUCUUCAUCACCAAAAUGCUCCCGUGGUGAUGGCAA
Baudoinia panamericana UAMH 10762 is the source of this 1808-nucleotide messenger RNA. RefSeq lists its product as uncharacterized. The record is from RefSeq and is a predicted model, not a curated record. The transcript has a single exon. The coding region runs from base 181 to 1770 and encodes 529 amino acids. Gene Ontology annotation, molecular function: iron ion binding; oxidoreductase activity, acting on paired donors, with incorporation or reduction of molecular oxygen; monooxygenase activity. NCBI's taxonomy places the organism in Eukaryota, Fungi, Ascomycota, Dothideomycetes, Mycosphaerellales, Teratosphaeriaceae.